Molecule: messenger RNA, 780 nt
Organism: Lobosporangium transversale
Lineage: Eukaryota; Fungi; Mortierellomycota; Mortierellomycetes; Mortierellales; Mortierellaceae
Exons: 2
Coding region: 1-780 (259 amino acids)
Source: RefSeq, a predicted model, not a curated record
AUGCUUCGAAGACCAAGCGCACUUGAGAGAGCUAUUGGCCAGUACAUUGAGCAGCUUUCAGCUACCGAUGUCAGCAACACAGACAGAAAACUGCUCGAUCUUAUCUGCCCACGUAUAUUUAGCAAGAGUGUGGCCGGCAAUGAAGGCCCCAAUGGAGCUGAGAAGAAGGAUAAUGUAGAGAAUGAUGAGAACGAAACGAAUGAUGCCAACACGACCUUCCUGCUAUCACUUCUCAUGUGUAUCUAUAACAAGAGGCCCCCAACUGGCAACGUAAAGGAUCCUCAUGUGCUCAACUUCAUCCAUAAGGCCAAGGACUUUUUGCCAGCUAUGGCAGAUGCUGGCUCGAUCAAUACAAGAAUGCGCUAUCCAGGCUCAGUUGUCCUGAGAUCAACUGCCACGCAACUCAAGGUUGAGUUAAGGAGGAAUUAUAAGGAGGGCGCACAAGCACUUUGUGAAAAGAUCGAAGCUCUCAAGAACAAGGGUCUGCUACUUGUAGACACAGCAAGCAGUAUCGACCCUAGCAUAUCCGCAGUAGAGAACUUUGUUCGCCUGAACAAAAGCUGCAAUAACAGUCGAAAACUUGCUCCGUUGUCCGCUUUUGAAGAUGGCUUUAUAAAUCUCUCAGAGUUAGAACUGAUUGAGAUCUUUUGGCAAGACAAUGAACUCAAAGCUGAACUUCAAGUUAUGCCAGAGGUGACUUCACUUGCACACCCUCGAAAGCCGACCUUAGAGUGUGGCUCUCGGGCAGGGACCCUGGGUAUCUCAUUACAAGUCUGCUAA